Thermothelomyces thermophilus ATCC 42464 is the source of this 1263-nucleotide messenger RNA. Its product is annotated as glycoside hydrolase family 5 protein. Lineage: Eukaryota; Fungi; Ascomycota; Sordariomycetes; Sordariales; Chaetomiaceae. The coding region runs from base 1 to 1263 and encodes 420 amino acids. Gene Ontology annotation, molecular function: hydrolase activity, hydrolyzing O-glycosyl compounds. The record is from RefSeq and is a predicted model, not a curated record. The transcript has a single exon.
AUGCUCGCGCUUCUCCUGACCGUCGCCGCUCUCGGGGCCGCCGCCUUAUUCUUUCUGCAGCUCUACCGUACCGAGUCGCGUCUGCGCACCCCCUGGACGCCCGACCGGUCGUCGCGCCUCUUCGCCCAGCGGCCGCUCCCACCGCCGGUCGAGGGAACGUUCCUGUCAUCACCGCACUAUACGUUGCCGCUGCGCACGCGCGGGCGCGAUGUGGUGGAUGCGCGGGGGCGGCGGUUCAAGCUGGCGAGCGUCAACUGGUACGGGGCGAGCGACGAGCUGAUGGUGCCGGGAGGGCUGGACGUGCGGCACCGGCGCGAGAUCGCGCGGGCCGUGCGCCGGCUCGGCUUCAACUCGGUCCGCCUGCCCUACUCGGACGAGAUGGUGGCGACUAACCCGCCCGUCGACGCCCGCCUGGUGGCCGCCAACCCGGACCUGGCGGGCGCGCGGGCCCUAGACGUCUACGUCGCCGUCGUCGAGGCGCUGACGGCCGAGGGCGUCGCCGUCGUGGUCAACAACCACAUCACGAGCGCGACCUGGUGCUGCGGCGCCGACCCCUGCGACGCCGGCUGGGCCAACGACCACCUGCCGGCCGCCCUGUGCCGCGUCCGCCAGACGGAGGACCAGUGGAUCGAGCACUGGGAGACCGUCAUGGCCAGGCUGGCCGACAACCCGCUCGUCAUCGGCGCCGACCUGCGCAACGAGGUCCGGGGCCUCUGGGGCACCAUGCCCUGGGCGCGCUGGGCGGCGGCCGCCGAGAGGGCCGGCAACCGGCUGCUCCGCAUGAACCCGGACUGGCUCAUCAUCGUGGGCGGCACCGAGUCGCAGAACGACCUGACGGGCGUCGCCACGCGGCCCGUCGUGCUCGACCUCCCCGACCGCGUCGUCUACUCGGCCCACGUCUACUCGUGGAGCGGCUGGGGCAGCUGGGGGGGCCGGUACGCGACCCGGUCGUACCCGAGCUUCGUCCAGUCGGCGCGCAAGAACUGGGCCUACCUGGUCGAGGGGGACGUGGCGCCCGUCUGGGUGGGCGAGUUCGGCGCGCCCCGCUCGCCCGGCCGCGGCGACGCCAACUACUGGAACAACCUGCUCCGCUACCUCAAGACCAUCGACGCCGACUUCGGCUACUGGGCCCUCAACCCGCGCAAGCCCCGGCAUAACGAGACGGAGACGUACGCCCUCCUCGAGGACGACUGGGUCACCCCGGUGCUGGACUACCGGCUGAAGGACCUGACCGAGCUGAUGCGAGCUGGCACCACCACCUGA